Messenger RNA from Sipha flava (yellow sugarcane aphid), 738 nucleotides. RefSeq lists its product as uncharacterized. The record is from RefSeq and is a predicted model, not a curated record. The coding region runs from base 1 to 738 and encodes 245 amino acids. Lineage: Eukaryota; Metazoa; Arthropoda; Insecta; Hemiptera; Aphididae. The transcript has a single exon.
AUGAGCGAUUUCACUUGUCUUAAUUUCGUAGGCAUUACGGGUGGCGAUGAUCUUAAUUUGGAGGUGGUGAAAACUAAGUUGAAAGAAUGCGCCAUAGUAUUGACACGUGUACUGUGGAAAGUGCCGUUGGUCAAGGUUAACGAUCGCGAAAGAUUGAGAUUGUUGAAAAUCAUCGAUAGUAAAAAAAUGAUUAGUUGCGCGUUCCGAAACUGGGAACUCUGCGAGUAUCCUAAUAUUCCACAGUCGAAAAAACACUCGUGGAUGGUCAAGACUUGUUCGCAUGUGGAAAAACCUAGAUGUUUAAUAAUUGCGUUUCUCACAAAUAUCAUGGGCAGCGUUUCCGUUAGUGAUUCCGCUUCCGAUUACGACACUUGUUCGCUGACAAACGUCAAAGCAUACAUAAAUUCGACAGAAUACCCGUACGAGAACUUUAGCGAGAGCUUUGAUAAAAAUAUGUUUACAGUGUUUUAUCAGAACUAUGUGGAUUUUCAAAAAUAUUAUUACGAACGUUUGAACGCGCACCCGUGUCUUAGUAGGGAAAAGUUUAAAAAAUUGGGACCGUUUAUCUGUAUUAAUUGUUUACGGCAAAAUGACUAUGUUAAAACGUUUAGCGUCGAUUUGAGAAUUGAAUUUGAGAGCGAGAGUAAUUUUCCAGCAAACACUGCAGCCUACUGCUUGGUCAUACAUGAUCGAGUCAUUCAAUACAACCCGUUUACCGUUGAAGUCAGAAAAAUCUAA